Sphaeroforma arctica JP610 is the source of this 1622-nucleotide messenger RNA. RefSeq lists its product as hypothetical. The record is from RefSeq and is a predicted model, not a curated record. Bases 436 to 750 code for a protein of 104 amino acids. The transcript has a single exon. Lineage: Eukaryota; Ichthyosporea; Ichthyophonida.
CUGUACUUCUGGUUUCUUGCAACAAUGCCCACAGUGCUCUCAGUCCCGAUUUCAGGGAAGAAUUGGAGCCGUAUGCUAGUCUCAAGGGGCAGCUCCUUCAGGCCCUCGCGGUGUAUAUGACUACUUGAGAUUGCACCGGCAUUGAACCAGGUCAUACGAAGGCUGUUCAUGGGCAAAUCUGCCGUACAAAUUCAGCCCUGCAUUGCGUGACGUAGAAGGCUGACAUCUUCGUCCUGCCUGCACAUCUUAUCGCUGGCGUUUGAUGCGCAUAGCAGGCGACUAUUCCCCAUUAUGUGGAACCCUACACCAGACGAAUUCUCAGACAUGACAUGGACUGAUCAGAGAAUGCCGCAAAGGAACGGCGUGUUGUGCCGACCUGUUGACUGAAUUCAUCUCGUCAUUACCAAUCGAAAAGUAGCGGUGACGGACACCGACAUGGAACCGGUCGACUUCGCGUCCUUUCUGAAGAGCCCAAUUGUGGCUCCGACUGAUGUAGACACUAGCAGCACGCCUCAAUUGUCAGCCACCAAGCUCACAUUUGGGCAGCCUGCAAAGGCCGCCACAAUGGUAUACCAGGUAGUCAACAAAAAUCAGCGAGCACAACAAGAGUUUGUGGUAGAAGCAGCUCGCAAUUCCGCACUACAGGCGAAACUCUACGCAGUAGUCCCGAUCUCGUGUAACCCCGAAGAGGAAGCGCAACUAGACAAAAUGGUACAUUUUGUGGUCGCCGAGGCGGCAGCCCAGUUAUGAAUCUUGUACUAGUUACUGAUCCGGUUGCACGAAAACUAAUUUACUUGAUGUCCAUUUAUCCCAAACUUGAGAAGUUCUUUAUAAGUCUCCAGCACGCUGCAGACGAGGUAGGCCUCUUCGUACGUGAGAUAUUCCGCGUUACACUUUAUGCCCCUUCCAUAUCUACAACUUGUGAAUUUAAUGGGCUCUCAGGCACCUUUGGCGCCUAUUGAAGGGGUUUGCCAACGACCAGUCACAGCCCGCCUCGACAAUCGUAUCAAUGAAUCCACAGGACAGCGUGACCCAGGCCUCAACGGUGGACUUACCCGACGAUGACAGCGUCACCAGGCGAAUAUUCAGCGCAUUCAGCGCCUGCGCAGUAGUGCUCAUGACUAAGAUCACAACGAUCAAGCACGUCUCGACCAGAGUGACAGAGGUCACACACAAAACGAUAGAGUCGCAAACCGCAAAAAAAAGGAACUUGCCUAAUAGCAAUGAUAUAGCACCUCUGUCAGUUGACUAAGCCUCUGCUUCUGCCACGUCUUUAACAUCGGCAUCGGCGGACAAGCCGGCUGUCAAGAAAGAGGAACAAACGACAUGCUAUAACUGGCUCGAUUCUGGACCGCAGAUGAUAAGGAAAGUGCAUUUAAGCACGACUGGUCGAUAGUGGAUGGAUGGAUGUACCCACUUUGGGAAUUGAUACACAAAGUGCUUAGGAAUAUUUUACUAAAGUAUGUAUUAUUAACACUUAUGGUACUGCGAAUGAAAAUACUAUUUACCACAAAAGUUGUUCUUCUUUUGGGCUGAUUCUUACAUCUUGCAGACUAGCUUCACGGGACAGCCAUUACUUCCCCACCCUACGCCGAGACCAGCAGGGCGCACAAAAUAACGAU